Messenger RNA from Caenorhabditis bovis, 597 nucleotides. NCBI's taxonomy places the organism in Eukaryota, Metazoa, Nematoda, Chromadorea, Rhabditida, Rhabditidae. The record is from the annotation of a GenBank genome assembly.
AUGAUUGCGAUCACACUUGUUGCUAUUACCAUUUUUGGAUCUGCAAUGCUUUUGCUUAUUGAAAACGUCGGGGAUUCGACAGAAGAGUUUUCGCACUCGAAAUGUAUCAGAUUUGCUCAAAACUCGUCGCUGAUGUUUGAAGAUAUCAUUGAGGAGCUUGACGAGUGCUUGAAAUCAAUAUCGAAAAUUAAUUCAUUCGAGCGCGCGUUUUUCUUUUCUUGGACAAUUCAUUCAACAAUUGGGUAUGGAAAUUUUUAUCCACAUACCGCCGGCGGCCGGCUUUGGAGUGUCCUUUAUGCCGUCGCAGUUAUACCAUUUUAUAUCGCCUUGAAGUUCGAAUUCGGCACAUUGAUUGCGCGAUUCAUGCUUUUCCUUGCCAACAAGGGAGUCGAGAAAUUUUUAUUAGACGACUCCGGCUCUUUAACUAAUACCAACUUGCCAGUGAUCACAACACGUUGCAUGCCAAUGAAUGUCAUGGAGUGUGAGAAAGAAGAAAUUGAAAUGGAAGAAUCUCUAAUGACGCCUACUUUCGAUACGCCACCCUCAACAGCGAAUGUUAGUCACACUACUAGCAAUAAUGCUCAAAGAAAUGAAUGA